Molecule: messenger RNA, 1910 nt
Organism: Cyanistes caeruleus (blue tit)
Lineage: Eukaryota; Metazoa; Chordata; Aves; Passeriformes; Paridae
Source: RefSeq, a predicted model, not a curated record
UCCUCCACACCCCCAGUGCCCCCCUUGUCCUGGGACCCACAGAUUCUGUCCACUGAUUCUGGCUCCCAGUCCUCCCAGUGCUUCUGGCUCCCCAUUCUCCUGGUGCCCAGUGUUUCCAGUACCCCGAGUUCUCAGUGCCCAGUGACAGGAGCUCAGCUCCAGCAUCAGGACCACAGCUGCUGGUACUACACACCAGUCUUGGGACCCCAGCCACACCAUUGACCCCAGGCCCCCUUGUGCAGCCCAGGACUACCUCCCAGCCCCAGCCUGGCCCCGUCUCCGUUGCCAGCCCCACUGAGCUGGUAACCAGAGCUCCGAUAGCAGCUGCAGCUGAGGUGACACCAUCAAUAAUUGAGUGGCAGCAGGGCUCCACACAGGACUGCCUGCCUCUGCCUGCCUGGAGUGUGGGGACAGGUAGGUGCUACCCCCAUUGCCCUAUCCUGUCGCUGUGGCUGGGCACCUCCAGCAGCUCAGGGUGUGGGGAGCAGGGUAUGGGGGGUGGGAGCAGCAAAGCUGGACCAAGGGGGGUGGAAGGGGUUGUGUACAAGGCCCCUCACUGCAGCACAAUCCCCUGGGAUGUCAGCCAUGCCGACCCCAAUAUCUGGACCCUGGCAGAUGGGUCCCCAGAACUCCCCAGCCCUGGCACAGGGACCUCCACAGCAUCCUGGGGUGCCCCAGGCCUGCAGGCCCAGCAGCACUGGAGCCAGGGAGAGGUACUUCCAGCCAACUCGUGCCAUGAAUAGGAGCUGGCACCCUGGGAGGAUGCCCUACCACAGCAUCCCCUGUGAGGGGAUAGAUUUGCCUCAUUAUGGUUUAGGACUCACAUGCUUCAACAAUAUCUGCACAGGGGAGAUUUUCAAAGCCUGGGCCCAAGGUUAUGCUACUGAUAGACACAAAGGGUGCAGAAGUUCCCAUUUGGCAGAACUCCCAAGAUAAGUAGGAAACUAACCAAGUCAACUCAGCAACUGUACAAAAAUCACAGCCUCUCUCGCUUGUGAUGGUGUCUCCGGCGAUUGCCCUGGCCUUCCUCCCCUUCAUUGUCACCCUGCUGAUCCGGUACCGGCACUACCUGCUGCUGCUGUACCGGGCAGUGCUGGUGGCCUGGCUGCGGGACCGGCUCACCGGCACCUCGCGGGAGCAGCGUGCCUUCCAGUACGUGCUGGCCCACGCCAUCCCUGGGGACCCCCACCACAUCCUCCAGACCUUCGACCAGUGGUGCUACCACUGUGAGCACCUCAGCUGUGUGGGGCCUGACAAAGGGCGGAUCGUGGAGCGGGUGCUGUUGGAGCGGGCACCACUGCGGGUGCUGGAGCUGGGCACGUACUGUGGCUAUGGCACCGUGCUGCUGGCACAGGGGCUGCCCCCAGGUGCCCGUCUCUACACCAUCGAGGGGGACCCCCGGCACGCCGCCGUGGCCGAGAAGGUCAUCCGCCUGGCUGGCUUCAGUGAGCAGACGGUGGAGCUGAUCGUGGGUCCCUCGGAGGAGGUGAUACCCCGCCUGCGGGAGAAGCACGGCCUGACGAAUGCCAACUUGGUCUUCAUGGAUCACUGCAAACGCUGCUACCUGCGGGACCUACGGCUGCUGGAGAGCCACCAGCUGCUGGCUGAGGGGGCCACCAUCCUGGCUGAUAAUGUCCUCUUCCCUGGGGCACCCCACUUCCUGCAGUACGCCAAGACCCCUGGGGCACCCCACUUCCUGCAGUACGCCAAGACCUGCGGCAGGUAUCACAGCAAGGUGCACCGCGCCAGCCUGGAGUACUUCCGCGCCAUUCCUGAUGGGAUCGCCGAGCUGCGCUACACUGGCACCCACUGAGUGAGCAAGGGGCUCCUGCCUUGUGGUGGCCACGGUUACCAGCAGGGUGCCGGGUCCCCAACCCCCAUCUCAGCCUCAACAUGGGCUCUGGAGGAAA